This is a messenger RNA of Pocillopora verrucosa, 4818 nucleotides long. RefSeq names its product pyruvate carboxylase, mitochondrial-like. Gene Ontology annotation, biological process: pyruvate metabolic process; gluconeogenesis. Gene Ontology annotation, molecular function: pyruvate carboxylase activity; metal ion binding; ATP binding. NCBI's taxonomy places the organism in Eukaryota, Metazoa, Cnidaria, Anthozoa, Scleractinia, Pocilloporidae. Gene Ontology annotation, cellular component: cytoplasm. The record is from RefSeq and is a predicted model, not a curated record.
CGAAUAAUCACACAUUACUUUCGUCAGAGUAUUUCUGUUAGUCAUUGAUGGAGUGGCUAUGUUUUGGGGCUUCAUCCUGAAGAGGAUGAUCUCCUUUUGAUCAAAGAUUUUCUCAGUAGGAAUUCGAUCCCACAGAGAGGAUCAGGUUUAGAUUAAUAAUCACAACACCAGCAUCAAGGGAGUGAUUGAAAUACUGCCAGGAAAAUGUUGCGAGUUCAAACACCACGUUUCAAGAAAAUUAUUCAACAACAGUUUACAAGUAGCAGUGGAUUAUGGUCAACAUGUCGGUAUCUCCAUGCAGGAAAUAAAUUGUUUCAGACUAACAAACCUGAGCCUCGUAGAAGUGAAAUAAAGAAAAUUCUGGUUGCUAAUCGUGGUGAGAUUGCUAUCAGAGUCUUUCGUGCAGCUACUGAGGCUGGUAUUAGGACUGUUGCUAUUUAUUCAGAACAAGAUGCUAAUCUCAUGCACAGACAAAAAGCUGAUGAAGCAUAUCUCAUUGGCAAAGGCAUGCCUCCUGUUGCAGCUUAUUUAAAUAUUCCAGAAAUCAUCAAAAUUGCAAAGGAAACAGAGGCUGAUGCAAUUCACCCAGGAUAUGGAUUUCUCUCAGAGAGAGCCAACUUUGCUGAAGCUUGUGUCAAAAAUGGCAUCAUUUUCAUCGGCCCCUCCCCCUCAAUUGUCAAAAUGAUGGGGGAUAAGGUGGAAGCUCGGCAAGUAGCAGUCAAUGCAGGUGUGCCUGUGGUUCCUGGCACAGAGAACCCAAUCAAAACUGUGGAAGAGGCCAAAGCCUUCUGUGAGCAGUAUGGGUUGCCUGUCAUAACCAAGGCAGCAUAUGGCGGAGGUGGCCGUGGCAUGAGGGUAAUCCAUAAGAUGGAAGAUGUGGAAGAGUUCUUUAACUUAGCCAGCAAUGAGGCAUACGCUGCUUUUGGAGAUGGUUCAAUGUUUAUUGAAAAGUUUGUUGAACAACCGAGACAUAUUGAAGUUCAGAUGAUGGGGGAUGCCUACGGAAAUGUUGUACACCUUUAUGAACGAGACUGUUCAGUGCAGAGACGUCAUCAGAAAAUCAUAGAAAUCGCCCCAGCGCCAGAACUUCCUCAGGAAAUCAGAGACAAAAUGACAAGCGAUGCCGUUAAACUGUGUAAAGAAGUUGGUUAUCAAAAUGCUGGGACUGUGGAAUUCUUGCUGGAUCCACAAGGAAAUCAUUACUUUAUCGAGGUUAACGCCCGUCUUCAAGUGGAGCACACGGUGACGGAAGAAGUUACAGGUGUCGAUCUGGUACGAACACAAAUCAAUGUGGCAGAAGGAAAAUCUCUGGAGGAAAUAGGACUUCGUCAAGAGGAUAUCAAAGUGACUGGAUCAGCAAUUCAAGCUCGUAUCACAACUGAAGAUCCUGCAAAUAACUUCACUCCAGAUACAGGCAGGAUUGAGGUUUUCCGAACAGGUGAAGGAAUGGGAAUUCGAUUGGAUGGGAAUUCCAUGUUUCCUGGUGCUGUGGUUUCUCCUCAUUACGACUCACUUCUAACGAAAGUUAUCAGCAAAGGCUCAACUCAUAGAGACGCUGCAACCAAACUGCUGAGAGCACUGCGUGAGUUUAGAGUCAGAGGGGUCAAGACCAAUAUUCCUUUCAUUAUCAAUGUUCUUAAAGAAGAUGAGUUUCUAGAUGGCGCUGUUAGGACAGAUUUCAUCCUCCACAGACCUCAAUUGUUCAAAGUAGAAUGGGGUCAAAAUCGAGCUCAGAAAUUGCUCCAGUAUCUUGGAAACGUGAUGAUUAACGGACCGUGCACUCCUUUGGCGACUACUUUGAAACCCUCCAAGGACGCUCCAGAAGCACCCGAGAUCCCCAAAACGUCCAAUUCGGGUUCCUACGGCCACCUGAGACCGAGCGGAUUCCGAGAUAUUUUAUUACAGCAAGGACCUGAAGGUUUUGCCAGUGCUGUUCGAAAGAGCAACAGGCUUCUGCUGACAGAUACAACAUUCAGGGACGCCCACCAGUCACUGCUGGCCACCCGUGUGCGGACUCAUGACAUGCUCAAGGUGGCACCAUUUGUGUCACAUUAUUUUGCCAAUGCCUACAGUUUGGAGAAUUGGGGAGGUGCAACCUUCGAUGUUGCCCUACGUUUCCUGUACGAAUGUCCCUGGGAUCGCCUGGCCCAGCUGCGAGAAGCUGUUCCCAACAUCCCGUUUCAGAUGCUCCUCCGCGGUGCAAAUGCGGUGGGAUACACCAGUUACCCCGACAACGUGGUUUUCAAGUUUUGUGAAAAGGCGCACCAGAACGGCAUGGAUAUUUUCAGGGUAUUCGAUUCCUUGAACUACCUGCCGAAUUUACAGCUUGGUAUUGAAGCUGCUGGCAAGGCAGGCGGAGUGGUAGAGGCUGCGAUAUCCUACACUGGUGAUGUGUCCAACCCAAUGAAGACAAAGUAUAACAUUGAUUAUUACAUGAACCUGGCGUCAGAACUGGCACGUUCUGGUGCGCAUGUGCUCUGUAUCAAGGACAUGGCCGGAGUAUUAAAGCCAAAUGCCGCUACAUUGUUGAUUGGUUCUCUUCGAGCCCAGUUCCCUAAGCUACCCAUUCACGUACAUACCCAUGAUACCGCUGGGGCAGGUGUAGCCUCCAUGUUGGCCGCGGCGGAGGCUGGAGCCGACGUGGUAGAUGUUGCUGUAGACUCCAUGUCUGGCAUGACGUCACAGCCAAGCAUGGGGGCCAUUGUUGCGGCAUUGGAAAACACGGAGAAGGAAACAGGAAUUCCUCUUGAACGUGUCCACGAGUACAGCGAGUACUGGGAACGAGCGAGGAAUCUGUACGCUCCGUUUGAGAGCACUGUCACCAUGAAGACCGGAAAUGCUGACGUGUACGAGAACGAGAUUCCUGGGGGACAGUACACUAACCUUCACUUCCAGGCCUACUCGCUCGGCCUGGCUGAUCAGUUCACCGAUGUCAAAAAGAAAUAUGCGCUGGCUAACGAACUGCUGGGUGAUGUAGUGAAGGUGACUCCAACCUCCAAGGUCGUUGGUGACUUGGCUCAGUUUAUGGUGCAGAACAAGUUGGAUGAUCGCGAUGUGCUCGCCAAGGCUGAUGAACUUGACUUCCCAUCUUCAGUGGUAGAGUUCUUGCAAGGUUAUUUGGGUCAACCGCAUGGCGGUUUCCCUGAACCCCUUCGAACAAAGGCUUUAAAGGGACGCCCCACAAUUGAUGGAAGGCCAGGAGAAUCUUUGGAGCCACUCGACUUUGACGCACUGAAAAGUAAACUGCAAGAGGAAUUCGGAGAAAAUGCCAUUCGAGAUGAGGACGUACUUAGCGCCGCUCUGUACCCUAAAGUUUUCAAUGAUUACAUGGUGUUCAGGGAGGAGUUUGGUCCAGUUGAUGGACUUCCCACCAGACUCUUCUUCACUGGCCCUGAAAUUGGAGAAGAAUUCCAAGUGGCGAUUGAGCCUGGAAAAGUUUUGAACAUCAAAGUACUGGCCAUCAGUGACUUGCACCCGAAUGGACAGAGAGAAGUAUUCUGUGAGAUGAACGGACAACUGAGAACAGUUUUGGUGGAGGACAAGUCUGUAACAAAGACUCUUGAGCGACAUCCCAAAGCCGACAAAUCUGUCAAAGGUUCCGUGGGAGCCCCCAUGCCGGGUAAAGUUGUCGGCAUCCGAGCAAAAGAGAACGAAGUGGUGAAGAAGGGAGACCCGCUGGUUGUUCUCAGCGCCAUGAAGAUGGAGACUAACGUGACUGCCCCUAUCGACGGAACUGUGACGAAGAUUUCCGUCAAAUUGAACCAGAACUUAGAGGCGGGCGAUCUCUUGGUGGAUAUCGAGCCUUUAAGUUAAACCGGUCGGUGACUGAUCGUAAUCGUUCGGUGCACCUUCGGAUAACUUCGGGAAGUUUCUAAUAAUAUUGUCGGUAUACAAGCACGUCCGUGUCAUGUGGUUCAAUAUUAUCAAUAGUCGAAUGCUAGAAUGUGUAUUGGUAUUGUAUCCAAAGUUGAAUCAUGGAAAGCACUUCUCAAUGAAAUCUGAUGUCAGAAAUGGGUGAUCUAUAGUGAUCCCCUACCCUUAAACUCUCAAGAUCCAAUUAGUUAUUCUCCCAACUGACUAACACAUAUUCCUUUGCAAAUUAGGCAAGAGAAUUGAAUGUUAUGUCAAGAUAACACGCGCUAGCUGUUUGCUAUGUCUGUUCUUCAAACCUGUCUGCAGGAUAACACAUCGAAAUCACAAUUACAUGUUAGUCACUCAUGGGAGUUAAAGGGUUAAGAUACUCUUUGAUUUAACUUAUUUUAGGUUUUGCGAUUGCUUUUUAUUGGUUUAUGGUUUUUGUGGUAUGUUUUGUUGUCAGUGUUUACUUCCCUGUCUUCAUUUUCAAUACGUUAACAAAUCAUUCUCAAUCCCUCUAAUUUUGUUUAAUUUAUCAAAUUUAGAGUUUUACUUGGGUUUCCAACAAAAAUGAUCACAAUUGAAAUAAGUUAUCUCCAAAAUACUUAACAGUAAGAGGAACACGAGAAGUUUAAGACGUUAAUUUAAGGAUUUAAAUAUUUUAGCAAGUUCUACUUUCAAUCAACAAUCUUAAGUUGAUGUCGACCCACAGAAAUGUCAUUAUCUACCAAAACGAGAGUAAAUAUAUCUAUGAACUAACUUAUAAUUUGCAUUUUGUGGGGCUUUAAAUAUUUCAGGCGAUUUAUGGAAAAACGCCGAUUUCAUAUUAGACUUGAAUACAAUUUUCAGGCUGAGACACGUUGGGACGAAUAAGGAAUUCACCAGGUUCAAUUUUUUUUAAACAGUCAGAAAGAGUGUAAAAGUUUUAAGGAAGCUUCAUUGGUAAGUUUGAUAAAUAAAUCU